AUGACGACUGUAGUAACGAAUUCAAAUUCAGAAGUAUCAACACCAACAAGUUAUGUAUCACGUUGGAUUGCUCAAAGUCAUGGGAAAUAUCACAAGAAGCCUGAUGAUUAUUAUUCUUCAACAUGUGAUUGUCAAAUAUCAUCAAGUACGACAAUGGUGCCCAUCAUGCAAGUACCAACAAAUUCAAAUUUUAGUCCUCCAAUAACAACAUGGCAUGCACAAGCUCAGUCACGCUUACAGAACACAGCUACUACAAUGUUUUCAAAUUCAUCGUUCAAUUUAACACAAAAUAUUAACAAUAAUGAAUUACAAGAAAAAUUAAAUCGUGUCAGAGCUUUGCUUGAUGCUAAAAAGCAACGUUUAUGUCUUCAUAUAUCGUCCGCGCCAAGUUCACAUUCAAUUACAACUAUUCCUCUUGUUACACAUUCUUUACAAAAUCAAGUGCAUCCUAAUUCUACAACAACAGUAGGAGAUCAAUUAUCAUCUCCUCCUUUGUUGCCUUCAUCUUCAUCUUUAGCACUUGAGAAUGUUUAUCAUACGCACGACGAAUCUUUAUCGUCGUCAGAUUCACAGUAUGCUUUUAAUACUUGUCAUCAUCAUCAUCAUCAUCAUCAUGAUAAUAAUAAUAAUAAUAAUAAUAAUAAUAAUAAUAAUAAUAAUAAUAAUAAUAAUAAUAAUAAUAAUAAUCAUUUAUUACCAUCAAUUUUACCGUGUCUUAUGGAAGAAUCACCAAGUGAUUCUGGUUUAAGCGAUGGAACAAAAACAACCAAUCAAGAUGAUAUUAAUGAAGCAACAAGUAAAAAUGCAGCUAUUAUAGAUUUAAGUAAACCAUUGAGUAAAGAAGAAAUGCUUGCUAUUAUGCAAAUCAUACGAGAACUAUGGAAAAAACAAUUCGAUUGUGAAAUGCCGACAACAGAAAUAAAACCAACAGCACCAAUAACAUCCUUUAAACGCAUAGGAGAACUAGCAAAGCAAUCAAAUAAUAAUAAUAAAAUACAAUAUCAUUCGACGCCUUCAUUAAAUAAAUUGAGUGCAGAUUUAAAUGAUAUUAAAGAUAAAUUAAAAAGAUUCUCAAUCGAGCAUCAACAACCGUUGACAGAUCACAAAUCAACUGAAUUAGAAAAUAAUCUAUUUGAAAUUGAUGAUCAUCCUUACUUUGAAGAUUCUCGUUUUUUUCCAUUUGAUACAUUAUCAACACCACAAGAGCUCGAACAAAUUCAAGCAAAAAAAGAUGCUCUUAUUCAACGACAAAAUCAACGUCGUGAAGAACAAUUGAUUAAAAAACAAGCACGACAAGUAGAAGCAACUGAAAAUUGCAAUGAAUAUCGUUUAUUUGAAGAAUAUUUAAUUCAACGACGACAAGAAGAUGAACGACGUCGUACAAAUAUUUUGCAAGCACAUAUGGAACAAAAACGUCUUGAGACUGAUCCAUUGUCAUCACAUGAUUAUUAUUUUGCUGCAGCUCGUCAACGAGAACGUUUGAAAAGAAAACCUUCUAUGUCAUCAUUUCGUUCAUUUGACGAUGAUCUUAGUUAUAGUAGUUCAUCAAAUUUAAUGCAAACACCUAAACGUAAUACAACACGCUUUGAAUUAGUGUCAGCUAGUUUAACAGCGCCGACAACUGCAUCAAAAUCAAAAAUGAAUCGAGCUGCCAGUAUUUGUAAUAUAAAUAGACAAUAUGAUUCGUCUACAUCAUUAAAUUCAAAAGCAACAGUACCGACAAGUUUAUUUGGUGGAAGUCUAAUGAAUCUAUCAAAAGAACAAACGCCUGCAAGACAUUCAAUGCAUUUAGUGGAUGAUGCAUAUGAUGAUUCACAUUUUAGUGCGUCUAGGACAUCAUUAGCUACAUCUCUAACAGGAUCACGUCUUGCUCGAAGUCAAUCAUUACUAUCAACUAAAUCGAAUAAACAAACAAUACUUAAUUCACUUAAACAAGUUGUACUUGCUGGUUCAGCUAAUGACAAACAACGUGAAAUUAUCGUUCGAGAAAUUGAAUCGAAUGAAGCUCGUCAUUUUGUUCUUCUCUUUCGUGAUCAUCGACUUCAGUUACGUGCCGUUUAUAUCUAUAUACCAGAAACUGAUAUUAUUGAAAAAUUAUAUGGCAUUGGACCGAAUAUAAUUACAGAAGUUAUGGUGGAUAAAUGGUUUAAAUACAAUUCAGGAGGUAAACGCUUUACUAAUAUACCAAUAAAACAUUUUUCUAUUCAAUGUGAUGCAAUUACUAUUUACAAUGACUUUUGGCAGAAAAAAUUAUUUACAAAUAUAAACAAAAUACUUUAA
This is a messenger RNA of Rotaria socialis, 2280 nucleotides long. NCBI's taxonomy places the organism in Eukaryota, Metazoa, Rotifera, Eurotatoria, Philodinida, Philodinidae. The record is from the annotation of a GenBank genome assembly.